AUGUCUUCUGGAUUCCCCAACAAGUACUACAAAGUCGGGGUCCUCCUGUUUCCCGGCGCAGACAUCCUCGACUUUGCAGGCCCAAUCGAAGUCUUAUCCCAUGUCUCGCACAAUCGAAACCCAGAAAGCCCUGACAGAAUGUUCGAAAUCAAAACUGUCGCUUGUAGCCCCGCGAUUCGUGCUGCGAAUUCGCUUACAGUUCACGCAGACCUGCUUUUGCCUGAUGCGGUCGAUGAGAUCUCGGAAUUUCAUAUCCUAGUCAUCCCCGGUGGUCCCCCGUCAGUUGUGCAGCCAUUAAUUGAAAACAACACACCGGAGCUUGAUUUGAUUCGCAAAUUUGCAGCUCUACCUGCAGAUAGGUCACUAGGCACCCGGGUUUUGCUGUCGGUCUGUACCGGCGCCUUUCUGCUCGGGGCCGCUGGUGUACUCGGUGCCAUGACUGUGGCCACCCACCAUCAUGCGCUUGACAGACUUCGAGAUAUUUGUGCUCGUUCUCAUGCCCCAGACGAGCCUGCGACAACUGUACUGCACCAGCGAUAUCUUGAUGGUGGUCUGUUGAAGGGACGCGGCGUUCGACUCCUCACGGCCGGAGGGGUAAGCUCGGGUUUAGACGCCACAUUUUACCUUGUUAGUCAAUUGGCAACACCUGACAUGGCGGCAUUUAUCGCUCGGGUUAUGGAGUAUGAUUGGCGUGAGCUCACAGAGUGA
Penicillium expansum is the source of this 708-nucleotide messenger RNA. It is a transcript of the gene xanA, whose product is annotated as isonitrile hydratase-like protein xanA. NCBI's taxonomy places the organism in Eukaryota, Fungi, Ascomycota, Eurotiomycetes, Eurotiales, Aspergillaceae. The coding region runs from base 1 to 708 and encodes 235 amino acids. The transcript has a single exon. The record is from RefSeq and is a predicted model, not a curated record.